AUGCCGGAGUCCACGGAACCCAUGGCGGAAGCCCGGCUUAACGCGGACCUAUCCUUCCUUCGAGGAGUCCUGGCCAGAAUCUUCUUCCCUGGCGAGGAAAAACAAGCCCAGGCGAUACGAGUUAAGGCAGCUCCCAGGCUAGAAGCCAACCUAGAGGGCAGCGCCCCUCGUCCACUGAAAUUCGUCCUCGGAUCGAUGGAGGAAACUAAGUCUGUAUUCCAGCGUGCCUUCCACCUGAAAGAGGAGCCCGUCAGGCUACUACGCGACCUCGACGCGGACGAACGGCAGAAGCUGAGGCAGGAAUUAGCCGAGAUCCAUGAGCGUCGAGCAAGUGGUGAACAAGAUCUCUUCAUCCGGGAUUUUCUGGUCCAGAGGAGGCGUCCACAUUUCCGGUGGAGCCCUCUUGCAAUACCGAACAGAGAGUCUCCCCCGGCGUAA
Messenger RNA from Echinostoma caproni, 438 nucleotides. NCBI's taxonomy places the organism in Eukaryota, Metazoa, Platyhelminthes, Trematoda, Plagiorchiida, Echinostomatidae. The record is from the annotation of a GenBank genome assembly.